Messenger RNA from Vitis riparia (riverbank grape), 4308 nucleotides. Its product is annotated as plant-specific TFIIB-related protein PTF2-like. Gene Ontology annotation, biological process: DNA-templated transcription initiation; transcription by RNA polymerase III; transcription preinitiation complex assembly. The record is from RefSeq and is a predicted model, not a curated record. Gene Ontology annotation, molecular function: RNA polymerase III type 3 promoter sequence-specific DNA binding; RNA polymerase III general transcription initiation factor activity. Bases 138 to 1730 code for a protein of 530 amino acids. Gene Ontology annotation, cellular component: transcription preinitiation complex; transcription factor TFIIIB complex; nucleus. The transcript is spliced from 2 exons. NCBI's taxonomy places the organism in Eukaryota, Viridiplantae, Streptophyta, Magnoliopsida, Vitales, Vitaceae.
GGUCUUUUUGAGCAUAUAAAGGAAAUUUUGGCAAGAAAAUUAUUGUUGACCUUUUUUGGCGAGGUUUUAGAACCUAAUGUCAAAAUAUUAAUUAUUUGUUGCAAACCUAGUUUUCUUGGCAAACAAACAGCCUCCAGAUGGAGGCCUCCGGCUCCUGCAAAGGUUGCAAAAAGGAGGCUUUGAUUCGGGACGAUGUAACGGGCUCGUUGGUGUGCUCAUCUUGUGGACUCGUCCAACCUUUCGACAACUAUGAUCCCCAAUUGGGUGGCCUCAAUGGUCCUCAGGGUACAUUCGUCCGUGUUGGCACAACGGGCACCGGCAGCUCCUUGAACUACAAGGACAAGAAAAUCUUUGAAGCCCAGAAACUCAUCGAUGACUUGCUUUUCAAGUUAGGGUUUUCGAGUGAGAAGUCGAAUGAGGUCAGGACAAUGGUUGCCACCAUUACUGAAGGAGAGUUCGGUCAAGGCGACUGGCUUCCUGUCCUUGUUGGUGCUUGCUCGUAUGUUGUAAGGCGGCAGAGCAAUCGAGCAUUGUCUAUUGCUGAAGUGGGGUCGGUGAUUGGUUCCGAUGUUUAUGAGCUAGGGCAAAUGAUUCGCCGCGUUGUUGAAUUUUUGAAUUUGAAAUUGCCGGAUAUUGACAUUGUGAAUUCCUUGGAAUUGGCGUUUGGACAAUGUGGGAGUUUGAAUAGGGUUUCCAAGGAUAAGGUGAAUAAAAUGCUUAAACAAGGGACAUUUUUGGUGCAAUGUGCAGUGAAGUGGUUUUUGACAACGGGGCGGAGGCCGCUGCCAAUGAUUGCAGCCAUUUUAAUGUUUGUUGCAGAAUUGAAUCAAGUCGAUGUUCGGAUUGAGAAUAUAGCAAAUGAAAUUCAUGCUGGAGUGGCUACAACUAGGUUGAGGUAUAAAGAGCUUUCAGAGGCUCUUGUGAAAGUUGCCCAAGCAUUGCCCUGGGGGAAGGAUGUUUCCACUAAGAAUAUAAUCAAGAAUGCACCUUUUGUGAUUCAGUAUAUGGAGAUGAAGUCGAGGUUGCUGCCUGGGAAAAGGAGGGAGAAUUUGGAGGGUGGCGGAUUUGAUUUGGAUGGUGUUGUUAGUGAUUGUUUGAACAAAGAAUUUGACUAUAUUCCACAAGGUUAUGACAUGGAAAAUGACUCUCAGUAUUUUGAGGCAGACAGUGAGAGUGGGUUGGACAUUGAUAACUCAGACAAGCUCAAGCUUUCGCAUGAAUGCUUAUCUGUGAUUUAUUCCAGGUUUUUGAAUGAGGAUUCUCGAGUUAACCCUGUUGGAGAGAAUGGUGGGGAUCACAGCAGAAAAAGGAGGAGAGAGUAUGAUCCUCCUGCAAUGAAUGAGUGGUGGAAUGGAAAAUCAAAUAUGAGUAAAAAGCUUUUGCUUGAGCAGAUAUUGGAGAAAGAUGUAGGAUUGGAUGCUUUGCCUCCAUCUUUUGUUUCUGGAUGCUUGGCAUAUGAACAGAGGAGAGAAAAGAUAAAUGCUGCUAAGUUGCGCAUCAGUAAGAUUAUGUAUCCAUCAAAGGCUAAUAUGGGUGACACGGAAGAGUUUUCCUCUGAGGAACAUCUACAUGCUAAGAAGAAAAGGAGGAAAACAAAAAAAAAUGGAAUUGAUUGGGAGGAUUUUGUUAUUGAAACCCUUCUCCUUCAUCAUGUUAAAGAGGAUGAAAUUGAGAAGGGGCACUACAAUACCCUGUUGGAUCUGCAUGUUUUCAACUCUGGGUGUUUGUGAGAGGUUCCAGUGCCAAAGAAAUGGUGCUUAAUACAUUCUCGAGUCAGCAAUGACAUGACUGGAGGGACAGUUUCAACAUAUUUCAAAUCGUGCAUCAACAAGAAAGACAUUGCUUUCUUUUUUUGUUAAGAAAAAAGAAAAUCCUAAAACACAUGAUACAAAAAAAUUGUGAUUAUCUAGUGAUACUAUCAUUUGGCUCUAUAGAUGUCUUCUCUACAAUAGUCUACUACCUAUCUUUUUUAGUUUUUCCUUGGCAAAUUGACCCGUUCUUCUUCCUUUUCAAUCCCUACACCAUUGAUUUGGUUGCUAAUACAACAAGAGGGAAUGAAGAAAAGAAUAAAAACAGCGAUAGAAAAGUUUGAGUUUUAUAUUUUCUAUUGUUUCGGCUUCCAAAAAUUCUACCGUCAUAUAGUUUUAUCAGGGUCAAUUGAAGGAAGACUUCUUUUCUCUGGCCUCUACAUAUAUGAGGGCUCUAAGGUUCAGCUGUCAUUUCUUUUCUUUCCCCUCCUUUUCUCAGCAAUGAAACCUGAUAUUUUUUUUUCUUUUAUUGGUCUAAUCAAACAGAGCAUGAACAUAUUUUUUAAAAUCUAUUAUUGUAUGUUUAAUUUGCAGUAGGUGCUUUUUGUUGGACAAACAUUUGAUUCAAGUGAGAUUUUUUACCCAGAAUAGGUAAGUAGUGUUAAUUUAUGCUGUCCUCUUUUAUGGGAGUAUUUCUUAACUCAAACUUAGCUGGAUACCGGUAUAAGGUUCAGACACAUACCAAAUGCACCAAAAGUAGCUGAUCCAUGUAUUGAAGUUGUAUAGUUGGUUUUUCUUAUAACAAACGGAUUUAACUUUUCUACUAGGCUCAAUGACUGGAUGUCCUUGAUGAUAUUGUAAAGCAUGUGAACCUCUUUCUUCAUGAGGUUGAAGGCACAGAGGUUGAUUACCAUGUAUAAGUUAACAUAUGGAGGCUGUGAUCAACCUCUUAAGCAAGCUAGAUUUGCAGUAGAGUGACCAAUAUAAUCAAGAUAACAGAGUUUAAAGACUAAGAUAUGAAAAACUAUUUUCAUUACUGAAUUUACUUAAUUCCUUGGAUUAAUUUUUUUAUUCAAAAUCAGGAUGUGCUCUGCUUUGUGUUAGUUGCAAAAUCCUUAAAAACUAAAUUAUGGGCUUGAUUCCCUUGUAUGGUUAAUAGAAAUUUAAUGGUGCAGUUGGAGAAUAUUGGUUUGACUUGUGACAAAAAUCACUUCAAGCUUUAAUUUUUCCUACUUUCUUUCUUUUCUUAUGAAAUUGAUAGAGCAUUAAAAUGUCUUGGCUUGCCUUCAAUUUUUACCCUCAAGAUGGGGAGUUGAGUAUGUUUCUCUUAAAAGAGUUGAACAGUUGAAGAUCAUUAGACUGGUUUGCAAGGGGAUGAUUAUUACUUUUCCUGUUUCCCUGGUACUUUUCCAUGCUCUCUUUUCUUCUCCAUUGUUAUUGCAAAGUGAAGCUAAUGAGUCUGACAAAUGGUUGCCCUAAAUUCCUAAUCUAAUUUGUAAUAUUUUUACUUCAUUGCCUUUUGAUUUGAAAAGAUUGCAUUAUUGAGGAGAUGAAUGCUGUUAUAGAAAGAUGUUAGUCAUGCAUUUGUGCAAUAUAAUUUUGAUUCAUUUUGCCUUCCCUUGUGCAUGCAGUAUUAAUGUUUAAUUGCAUUGUAUAUGUGUUUCCCGUAAGUCAGCAUUUUGAGCACAUCUUGUUUUGUGAGAUUUUAUGAAUCUUAAGAGGGAUCAUGGUUUUACCUUAUUAUGAAAUUUGAGUCGAAAGAAUGCUUUAUGGACUAGUGAUUAGUGUUGUUUAUGUUGAAGUUGCCCCAUGGACAAGGACCUUAGUGAGAGAUUCCACAUUGGCCAAUGAUAUAUUAGAGAAUAUAGUUGUACAUAGAAAGAAUGGCAAAAGGGGAUUUGACAGUGUGAGUGAGGUUGUGUUGAAUUGAGAAUCUUCUGCUAGUCUUUCGGCUGAAUGUAUUUUAAGAAAUUGAGAUUCUGUUCGGUGUGUGGACCAGUGGGUCUGGGAUAACUUUCUGCGUUUUGUUUGACUUCAUUUUCAGAUGUGGAUUUUCAGAGAAUUCUUGUUUUUGUGGAGAAAGAAAGGUAAAAAAUAGCUUUGAGCUUGGGAGGAGACAUGAUAUCUAUAUGAUUUAACACAAAAUCUGGCUGCAGAUAGAAUGGAAUGGCAGAACAUGGAUCCACAUGUAGCCGGUGCUCCUAACAAAUCCUACUUCAAUCACGUCUACAAGGGGGAGAAGUCCCAGGGGGAGUCCAAACUCCUCAAGAAGUGCAACUGCCAUUCUCAUCCCCUCUUCAUGGCCAGUCUUGACAAUUCCUCCUUCCUUCUCUGCCAUGAUCGAUGGUAUUCUGUAAGUUCCUUUUGAAUUGCUACUCUGGAGUAAACAACUAGACUCUUUAUAUUGGGCAACCACACACACAAGACAUAUUAAAUUGGACCAAACGAAGUGAUUAGCAUUGAAUUAACCACCACUUCUGGCAGUUCACUUUGGAAUGGCCCUCAUCUUUGUCUAGAGCCUUGUGUUUUAAGCGUCUGCAACUACGUGAAAUUCUCUUUA